This is a messenger RNA of Desarmillaria tabescens, 2267 nucleotides long. RefSeq lists its product as uncharacterized. Lineage: Eukaryota; Fungi; Basidiomycota; Agaricomycetes; Agaricales; Physalacriaceae. Bases 1 to 2097 code for a protein of 698 amino acids. The record is from RefSeq and is a predicted model, not a curated record. The transcript has 2 exons.
AUGGCGACGACCUCUUUGGCCUCUCCAGUCCCCCCUUCCCGACGACACAGUCUGACGCCGCCUUCUCGUCGUCCUCUGCGUUCUUCCCCGUUGGCAGGGCCGUCGUUCAAUCUUUCUCCCGACGGUAGGCUCGAAUUGUCCCCCUUGGACGCGGCAAAGGCCAAGCCAAAUAGAAUAUCCUCUACACCAGACUUGCCCUCGCUCAGUGAUGCUCACUUGCAGUUACCCAAACGCAUAUCGACACCGCCAAUGAUACCCAUUAGAUCCUCGUUACCCUCACCUCCUCCGUCACCUCAUAAUGCUUCACACCGUUCAAAGCCUCGCGAUAGCUUUGUUUCUUUGCCAACUCAUACCCAAGUCCCUCACUUUCCUAGAGUUUAUACCUCCAAGUCAACCCCGUCCUCGCCGUCUUCGUCGUAUACAUCUCUUCCGGACCAGUCGUGGCUUACUGCUAAUCCUUACCUCACCACCCCUAAGUUUUCUAGGCUGAGUUUGGGAUCACCUAAUGUCGUAAUGCCAGUGUCGGCGAAAGAGAGAAGAAGAAGCAUGGCUUCGGCGUCUGUAGAUGGGCACACCAAAGUUUCAUCGGCGACCUUUGACACAGAUAGGAAGGCGACGAUGUCAAGACGAAAGUCCAUUGUUUCUAUGUUUUCCAAGUCACCGAAUGUCUCCGUUUCCUCACCCCCUCCAGCACCGCCGACUUCCACGCGCUCCGCAUCUAGUAUCCGUACAUCCCGAAGCUUACGCUCACUGCGGAGCUUUCGCAGCAGACGGUCUACUUCCACAUCCACCUCCGAGUGUGAUGUUAUCGCAGAGAUCCAAGACGAAUUUGGUACAAUCAAGGAGGCAGACGUGAUUUCGGUAUCGGAGUCAGAUUCUGCCUCGUCCGCUCCUUCACUACCAACACCGGCUUCUUCGACCAAGUCGGAUGUAGAUCACACUGAUCCUAUCAUUGAAGUCGGUGUUUGUGUUUUGUCCACCUCUGACUCAUCUCUAAAACCGUUUCAGGAACCACCGACGUCUGCAAUCCCUCCAAGACGCGUAGCUUCACUCCCUCGAUUGUCUACUCUUCUCAAGAGAGCCAGGUCGCAAUCUGUGGGUUCCCCGAAGAAUAAGCCUCGUACCACUCUUCCUCAAUCCCCUUCACUCAAAGAUGUUCAAAGAGCCGCCGCAGAUGACGCGUCAGCUCAUUCACAUAAUGCCGAACCCCCUCUUCCUUUUCCCUCUUCUCUUGAAUCGGUGCCUGCGAGGCAUCCAGCCAUUCAAGUCUUGGAUCAGGUAGUUGUCGCCCCGGCGCCACGAUCAAAACAUACGAAAGGAUUCUCUUUCUUGUCGUUCUCAUCAUCCGAGGAUCAUCAUGAAUACUCUACCCCUGAAAGUGGCAACAACCUGACCACUGAAUUGGUUUGCCAGACACCUACGCCACCUACUCCAACGACACCAAAGCCUACCAUCAGAAGGCAGCCAGCGCCUCCCCCUGUCAUUCCCAUUCCUUCAACACCAACUCGAUCUCCCCCUACGUUGUCAACUGGCGCACAGUUACGCGCUUUGACCCCUUCUCCCACCUGCACGGAAGGAAGUUGCGCGAGUACUUCCCUGGUAACGCCGACUAAUCUCAGUCCGAUAACGCGUCCUCCGUCCUUCCUUGCGGCACGUCCAGUCGUAAAGAGUAAGUCCCAGAGCUUCCUUGGCAUAGCUACGGACGAGACCACGCUUGGACAAUCCCUUUCUGCUCUAAGUUCUCCGGUCAAUCAUCGUCCAACCUCAUGGGUCGUAUCUUCCGAUAUUGCCACACGUCCAUCUUUACGUUCAUCUUCCUCCUUCACGUCGAACUCGCUACCUACUUCGCCUACUCGGCCCCCGUCUACUUUUCCGUCACAAGGUCGCAAGUCGAAGGCAAAGGCGCUCUUACUCCUCGGUAUUGGAGACCUUCCACCUUCAUCUACAAUGCAAAGUGGACAUAAUGCGCUUCCUCCGAUGCCGCCUACACUAUCCCAACCGCAGACCACUACCUCAAGCCCAACGGGUAGUAGCGGUGUAAAGCGAUUAUGGCGCGCCCUGACAAUGAGAAAGACUACCGCUGGCUCCGGCAUGUAGUUUGGGGAUCUACUACGGAAAUUCAUUAUAUUGAAACUAAAACUUUAAUCGCUCUUUGUAUACCGUCUUGAGCACGGACCACUCUCUUGAUGAUACCGUUUUUUCUCCUGAUAUACCUGCCUAUCUAUUCGGGAUUAUUGCAAGGCUCGCCGCUUUGCACUACUUUAUUU